Molecule: messenger RNA, 12377 nt
Organism: Galleria mellonella (greater wax moth)
Lineage: Eukaryota; Metazoa; Arthropoda; Insecta; Lepidoptera; Pyralidae
Gene: Wdr81
Product: WD repeat-containing protein 81
Exons: 19
Coding region: 138-6437 (2099 amino acids)
Biological process (GO): aggrephagy
Cellular component (GO): mitochondrion
Molecular function (GO): protein binding; phosphatidylinositol 3-kinase regulator activity
Source: RefSeq, a predicted model, not a curated record
AUGAAAUAUGUCAGUACUGUCAAUCAAAUAUUCGUUCCCACUUUUCAUUUAUUCAGUUCAGUUCACUGCUCACGGUUGCUUCUUUCUUCUGCCAAACAUCCAAAACAACAAAAUAAUUGUAAAUUGUUUUUAGAGAAAUGGAAUAUAUUGUUAAAGAAUUAGGCAUUAAAAGUGAUAACAUAUUUUCUACUGUUUCGCCUGAUCUUUUUGCUAUAGUUGUGCACAAUAGUUGGUUGAAGAAAUGGUUGAAGAAUCUAGAUGUUGAUAAUACAGUGAAUAAUAUAGAUUUUACUUUACAAGCAGGAGAAAGUGUACCUUAUCCUUGGCGUAAAAUAUUUGUCAGGGUAUUAAACAAGAGGGUAUCUAAAGUCUUGCCCCUACCACGUUAUAAAUUAAAUGAAAACAACACUGAAUGUGCACUUACAUUCUCACAGUUACUACAGUAUGCUUCUUUAAACAAUCAGAGAAAUCUAUGGAAGGAGUCCUAUAAGAAAUAUUGCCAGAAUAGUGAUAACUCAAAAGAGAGUACAAUUGUCAAUCUUCUAGAACAUGAUCAACUCCUUUCCGAGGUAGUCUUAAGAUUAUAUGGCUGUAACAUUAUUAGAAUUAAGUGCGAUGGAGGAAAACUUAUUGAGUACAAAGAAAUAAUACCCAACAAAUAUGUGUCUAAGUCAUAUGAAACACAUGUCAAUUUAUUAGCAGCUAUGUUUAUAUUGGAGACUGACAAUAACUUCUACGUAAUGUACCAUGGUCAUUACGAGAACAAUCUCUUAGAUUGCCUUAACUUUAGUCCGAGCCUGAUAGACAAGAAUUAUUCUCGUGGCAUGUUCAUUAUAUACCAGUUGCUGAAUGUGUCCAAGGCCAUGUCUGACAGAGGGUUGAGUCUAGGCAUGUUGACAUUGCAAGAUAUUUAUUUAACCGAGAAUCUCUGGCUUCAGAUAUUGCCCAUAGUUACGAAUAAUGUGCAUUGUUUGGAUGCAUCACUAAUUUAUGAGCAGAAUAAAAGUAAACAGAGUACACCGGCUGUCAGCAGCUGUCAAGGCACCCAGGCAAACAAAGGAGAAGAAUGGUGUUGGAGGAAUGAAGCUGUCCAAUUAGAGAAAUUGUGCAUGCUCUGGGUCAGGGGUAGAAUUUCAAACCUUGAUUACCUACUGCACCUCAACACACUAGCAGGCAGGCAUGCUAAUGAUCUCCAGGCCCAUUUUAUGGUUCCUUGGGUAACUGACUUUCAUUCAAGAUGUGGUAAGAAUUGGCGGGACUUAACCAAGUCGAAAUAUCGCCUCAACAAAGGCGAUAGGCAGCUAGAUAUGACAUACGAAGUGAACUGUUCAGAUCAGAUACCUCACCAUGUGUCCGAUGCGCUUACCGACAUCACCUGUUAUGUGUACUUGGCUCGCAGAACACCAAAGGAGGUAUUGUGCAAGUACGUGCGCAAUAAAUGGGUGCCGGCAGAGUAUCCCGCGUCCAUCCAGCGCAUGCAGGAGUGGACGCCAGACGAGUGCAUACCAGAGUUCUACACCGACCCUACCGUCUUCAAGAGUAUACACGAAGAUUUGCCGGAUUUGGGGAUACCAUCGUGGGCGACGUGCGCUGAAGACUUCAUAACGAAACAUAGGGAAGCGCUAGAGAGCACGCAUGUAUCGGAAAAUUUACACCAUUGGAUUGAUAUCACCUUCGGAUAUAAACUGUCCGGCGGCGCGUCAGUGAAGGCGAAAAAUGUGUGCCUGUCGUUGGUGGAUGGGCACACGGCGGCGCGGCGCGGCGCCACCGUGCAGCUGCUGGCCGCGCCUCACCCGCCGCGGGCGCCACGCCCACCCGCGCCUCUCCCGCCGCGGUUGCACUGGACGGCACCGCGCGAGCGCGACCGCGACCGCGACAGCAAAAAGUCAGUCAGAGCUGAUACUCACAGUUCAGAGGAGGUGUCCGAUGAAGAAGAAGAAUCUGCUUCUCUCCCGCAGCACGUCUCGCGGCUCAAUAUUCCCCAGCGAGUGCGAUCGCGACAGAAGAGCAGCUCCAGAACUCGUUCUCUCUCCAAGGGCCAGGGUCUGGAUGAUUCUGUAAUAUCCAACGAGAGCCGAGCAUCAUCCCACUCUAGACACUACAAGGUCCAACGAUCUGAACUCGGUAAAGGAGUCAUAUACCUUCCCAAAGAGUUUAACCCGGUUUCUUCAAUACAAGCUAUGGAAUCUCUUGAUAAUUUCCGGACAAAAUGCUUUUUCAGUAAGGCAGAAGAGAAUGAGAGAUGCAAAGAAAAUAUGAUGGCAUUAAACCUUUUCCCGAUGCAGGAGGAGACGAAGAAAAGUGGCAAUACCAGUACAAAGAACAGUUCAGAUGAUACGGCAUUCACCAACCACAUGUUUCUGGCAUCGUACGAUCAGAGUUAUUUAAAAAAAUUCAGCCAGGAUGCUCAUUUAGAAAGUGUCUUCAAAGAAAGGAAGAGCAGAACAUUGAGUACCAGGUAUACUACGGAUGCUGCAGUGUACAAGCAGUUCGUAGCUGAAACUCGCCGGCAGGACAUGUUAGUGAUCGGGUGCCUCAUUGUAGAAAUAUUCCUUCACCACUAUAUGCGUCCACUGAGAACGAACACUAACAAUUUUAUGGACAGAUAUAACAGUUGCAGGACAGUGUUGAAGUAUAACUUCAACUCGCUUCCCAAAAGUGUCAGUUACGUCGCGUCUCUCCUCCUCAAUGUAACACCUCCAAGUUUGAGCUACAAAAAUGAAUUGUGUCCUAAAAUAGACGAGCCCUUGAAGAAAAUUGUAGUGACUGAUAAAGGCCUGCCUCCUCCGACGCCGACGCAGUUGCUUCAACCGCUUUUGAUGCAGCAUUUGAUACCUUUCCCGCCAACCUAUCAAAUUCUAUUCAAGUUGCUCAGCACACUACACGAGUACGAACUGACGAGUAACGAAUUGAGUAUCUUAUACACAUACGAGUGUGAUGGUGUUCAGUGUGAGAAGUACCAGAACGUCGACAAAACAAAGUUGUAUUUUAGCCAAAAGAUUGCUGAAGGCAAAAUUCAAGCUUGUGCCACACAUUUAGAUAUGCUAUUGGAGCAAAUCAACCAUUAUAGUCAAUUCGACGUGCUCGAUAUUUUCGUUGAUCAUUACAUAGAACUGUUAAGAAAUAAAGACACGUCAGUCUUAGCUGCUUGGUAUCUGUUUGACACGGUGAGCAAAGCGUUAGGACCAGCUGAGACGAAGAAAAAGCUUUUGAAGCAUAUACUGAACCUUUACGAGGAUGAUGAUACGAUACUGGAUAAGUCAGAGGAUAAGGUCGCAGGUGAAGAUGCUGUGACAGUGUCUAAUAGCACUACGAGUAAACAAAAAUUCGUAAAGUUGUACCACAAUAUAUUCUUGCUACAACUGAUGGUUAGACUUGGGCUGCAAUGUUUCUUAGAUACCUUCACUCAGCAUCUUGUCGAAGCCGUAGGAGGUUAUAAAGACGACAACUCCGAGGCUAGCACUCCGGGACACUUGUGUCAUAGUCGCUCGAUGGCCAAUAAGAAACCUAGAUACUCAGAUGAUAAUGUUAAAAAUGCAUUGUCCACUACUGCAGACAUAUUUUCACCGGACACUUCGUACGGAUCCGAGCAAAUAGCCACGCCAAUUGUUGAAAAGAGCGCGAUGGAAAUAAUCGAACCAAUAAAAGAAAAGGAGAGCGACAGUAGAAGUGAAACUGAAUUGUUUCAUUUUGAGAGUGACAAAGAUAGAAUUCCGUCCAACAGGAGUAGAAGUAAAUCUCCUUCAAAUUCGAUAGAUUCUGUUAAUUCUAAUCAAGAAUUGGCCGUGAAGACGCCAUCGCCGUCGGCCGAUUUUAUUUCACCUACAAGUGGAAAGAGUUUCACACCUGUUCCUGGCCCGUCCGGUGUAAAAGACCUUAAUGUCGUUGUGACUAAGGAUGAAAGUCCGGAAGCAGCGGAAACAUCCAAGGAACGCGUGUCGCCGCCAAUAGACGUUCCUACGAAACCUAUGUUCACGAGCUAUUUGCAUUUUGGAGAAGAAGAUGCUACUCCUGAUGAAGUGGAAUCGCAAAAGAAAUCUCAUACGGGGGUAGUAAAAGGUCUCGAAUUCAGUAAAAUUUUAGAAAAUAUGCCGCCCUGUAGAAGUUUAAAUGAGGAUGAAUUACAAGUGUUUAAGGAAUCUAAUUAUUGUAAAAUAUCAGAUAUGAGUUCAGAGAGUCUUAUAUGGUUAGCUCACAGGCUCGGUCCAGUACUUACUUGUAGAUAUAUAACAAGAAAUUUGCUCAAAAUGUUGACAUUAUGUUAUAUUGGCAAAGACAACCUGUCCCCGUGGGAUAGUGACGACAGAGACGAGUUUGAUGAGAUAUCAGUCGUGAACAGUCGAGUGAUAGGCGAUAAGAACGCAAUGAAAGUUAUAAAGUGCCUCACUUCUAUUGUAGCAAUGUACGGCGAGCAGCUGAUAAUCUUCCAAUACCUGCCGCACAUGGUCGAGCUGAUCGCGUCGUGCCGGCGGCGGCUAUCAGCGCCGCUAGAGGGCGGCGUGGUCGCGUGCCUGCACCUCGUCAAGUACCUCGUGCCUUAUAUGUCCGAUGUCAAAGUUAUGGAACAGUUGCAGGACACGUUCCCGAAGAGCAUAAUCCAGCCGGCGCUGCGGCUGGCGGCGACGAGCCGCAGCGCGUACCCGAGCGGCGCGGCGGCGCGCGGCGCGCUGGCCCGCAAGCUGCUGGGCGCGCUGCACGUGCUGGCGCUGCGCGUCGGGCCCGCCAUGACGCGCCGCCACCUCGCCGCGCCCGCGCUGCAGAGAUUUUUCUUGGCGUUCGACAAGGCUACGGGUAAAAUUGACAACUGGCCAAAACAAGAGGAGGUCACUGUCGAUAAGACGUCAGAACAGGAGACCCUCGAUCCAAAGAAGGAGGGAUUCCUGGAGAUCCGGCGAGACGGCACAACAGCGGAAUGGACGGUUCGCGAUGGCCGGGCCGUCCGCGCCGACCUGCCCGAUCUGUCGUGCACGCCGCCUGACGUGUCUGAUCGCCCGCCCGACCCUACUACGCUCACGGCUCAGGAGGAGUUACUGAUGGUAUUCAACGAGGAGUUAGCUUACAAAGCAUACAAGAUGUUCGCGAAAUUCAUCGGCGCGGACGCCUUGGAGAAGUGUCUUAAGAACAUUGAUACAAUACACGCUCUAUGCAGAAGUUAUAAAAGGAAUAUUUCCUUAGGCUCUCCUCACCACGUAGAGCGAACGGACAAACGCGUUCAAACCUCACUCAGUGAUGAGCCAAUCAGUCGCAAGACAAUCGACAUCGCAGCCCCAAAGCCCGAUACUGCAACGGACCAUAUAUCCAGUUCGAACAGUUUCGGCUCGAACGUGUUCUUAGUGGGCAACAGGAUAGACGUCGCCAGUAAUGUAUACGAGACCGCCGAGUAUCAAGGCGACGUGUUCGAUGUAGUGCGCUACAAGAUGGAUAAUGGUGUUAAAAUUACUUACGACAGACACCUACGCGGCGACUGGCUGAUAUACUGGGAGCAUGAGAUCGGCCGGGCGGACAAGGACACGCGGUUCAACCUGAAGCAGAUCAAGCUGCAGACAUUCGUGGGACACACGCAGGCAGUCAAGUCUAUAUACUGCCUCGACAACGAGCACAGCUUCAUGAGCGCUUCCAAGGACAAGACGGUCAGACUCUGGUCACUGAGGAACCAGGGCGACGGCAACGCGACCACGUCCUGCAACUGGGCGUACACGGGCCACAAGAAGGGCGUGGUGUCGCUGUCGUUCGUCCCGGCCCUGCGGCUCGCAGUCUCCACCGACUCCGUGCUACACGUCUGGGAUCCCUUCAUGGAGGCAGUCGUCACGCAGGUGGACAACAUAAAGUGUGCGGUGAGCUGCGUGCGGGCGGUGGGCGGCGCGUCGGCGGGCGUGCUGGCCGCCACCACCGACGGCGCGCUGCGGCUCGUCGACGUCCGCGCCGCGCUGCGCUCGCACGAGCUCAAGGUGCCGAGCAGCGCGACGACGUUCGCGCGGUGCGUGUGCGUGGGCGGCGGCGGGCGCUGGGCGGCGGCCGGGCUCGCCGGCGGACACGUGGCCGUGCUCGACCUGCGCACCGGCCUGCCGCUCGCGCACUGGCGCGCGCACGACGGCGAGGUACUUAGGCUGGCUGCUGUGGACGACCACAGGCUGCUGAGCUCUGGUUUGGAUCAAGUGACCGCGCUGUGGAGGGUCGAUGAUGGCGAGCUGAUUGCGCAUCUGAAGGGCAGCACAGAGCCCGUCCACUGCCUCUCCGUCUACUACAACGAACUCAUAUCGGGCACUACCAACAACCGUAUCGGCGUGCACACGUCGCUCGACCAGGACGCCUCGUUUUCCAGCACCAAACUGCGCUCGGACACGUUCAAGGGCGUACUAACAUGCAUGGCAGUGUUGCCACUCAAUAGGUUGUUGUUAUUGGGAAGUGACAAUGGCACUAUUAGUCUGCUUUGCUGAUUUAUAAUGUUUCUAUGUCGGUUAUAUUACAUUGUGCUUUUUAAUGCUAUGGAAUAUCUGUAUAGAUCGAAAAAAAUAUGUAAAAUGUUUUAGACAUCAAUGGCCUUCAAACUGACAUUUAUGACAUAGUUGUGGACAUUUUUAAAAACUUACCUAUCUCCUUCACUACUAUAAAUAAAGAAACAAUUUUUACCUCAAAAUGUUGAGAAUUUAUAUUAAAAUAAAUAAAUUUAUUUUUUUGUUUCAUCAUAUUGGAAAUAAAUUCAGAACAAUUGCAAGAUAGUAAGGUAAAGACUGUCAAUUUUCACUGAAAUUUACAAAUUUUAGGAUAAAAAUAUUUGACACUAUUUAAUAUUUAAUUAUAAUACAAAAUUUUUUACUCGAAAUAUUUUUUAUGUAUAAUUUUUCUGUAAAUAAUCUUUCACUGUAUAUAAAAAAUUUCAAUUUUUGUUAAAAACUGUUCAUUUAUUAUAUUUGAUUUGGUAACACUGACAUUACUCGUCUUGUUAUAUGAAUGAUCUUAAAAUAUAAAAUCUCAAAAAUGAAAUCUAAUAUAACCGACUAGGAAAUUAAAACAAAUAAUACGUUAUAUAAUGGCAAAAUGUCUAUGAUCUCAAUUUAUUCAAAUACACUUUAAUUGGAGAUAAUCUGUUAUUAGUGCAAUGAACAUGAUUUUCCUAAAAUGGCCACUUCUAUUUAACCUGAAGGAACAAUUUAGUUUAGGAUUAUUUUAUAAAGCAUAACAUUAAUCUAUGUUUACACCCCAAAAAUCUAUGGUUGCUGUGAAAAAAAAAAAGAAAAAGCUGUUCCUAAGCUUGUAUCAACAUUAUUAUUUAAAUUAAUCGUAGCAAUAGUUUUUCCAAAAUUAAAAUUGCUACUGUCUUAAAAUAUAGAAGAAUUUAAACAUAUAUUACUACUUAUUAUUCGUAUUUGUUUCAUAUGUAAUUUAAACACGAAAUACUUACAGGUGUUAAAAGAGUGCGCCAUUUUGCGAAAUUCAUUUUUAUAGAAGUCCGUAGGUAUUGAAGCGGCUUGAUUCAAGCAUGCAUACUUUGUUACUUGUAAGACAAAUACUUUAUAGGUAGCAAGAAUAGUAAAUUUUAUUAAGCAUCUUGACCGUCUACGAAACUCAUAAGAUAGAUUCUAAGAUUACAUUAAUGUUACUGUAUUCAUUUCACAAGGUUUAAGACUAAGUAAGUAUAGUAUUUUAAUUUUUUUUUUAUUUUAAAUCAAUCUAUAUAUCACAAAGUGUAAUCAUAGUAUUUACAUCACCAAAUAAUUGUUAUGUAGAUAUAUUACUAUAGACUGAAUAUCACUAUUUUUAUUCCACUAACUUUUUUUUUGUAUUUGAAUAUUAUAAAUGCAUGUGAUGUAUGUCGAUCGUGGCGAAUCUAUGAAUAUUGUAUAAUGCAUGAAUGUAUUUGUUACCACUAAUUGUACGUAAAAUAGUUUAAAUGAAAUUGAUCUACCCAAAUCAGCUGAUAAUGGCAGCGUAACAGAUUAUAUAGUUGUUGUCUAGAUUUAUGUAUUUAUGUCAGAUUCCUUAUGGUGUCGAGGUGAAGAAUGAAUCGAAUGUACAAUGCGCUUUAUUUAAAAAUUACCCUAUAUAAAGGACAAAGCAUUUGUUAUUGUAAAGGCACUAUCUGUAUAAAAUGUUUAGAUAUUACGUUGGAUUGUCUACACAAGGGGCACAUGAGCCUGUUGACAGGUAGUUCUUUGUUGCUGCAUAAGAUAGUACGGUACAGCAAUAUCGGGCAUCUCAUUCUAUCUCAUUCAUUCGUUCAUGAACACCUCUCGUGUACAAGGAAUAUUAUUUUGUCGAUGUUGUUAAAUGAAAAUAGGGAAAUUAUUUAAUAAUCUACAAGAUAAGGCUCUCGGAAAUGCCUAUACGUUUUGCAUGUUAUUCUAUAGGCCCAGAUAAUGUAUUAAAUCAUAAUUAUUCUUCGUUUAUACAAAAUCAACGGCUGCAAAUUAGUUUUAAUAUUUUAUUACCUUUGUUUUUUUUUUUAAUUAAUAUUUUAUGGUUCGAAUCUUUUGCCACAUUAGUAAAUCUCAUAUUAUUAGCUCGCGUCAUAAUAUACCGCAAUGUGGCUAAUGUUGCAUAAUACUUGUUUUUAUAUAAUUUUUUUUUUAAGUACAAAAAUAUUAUUACCAAAGACAUUCCAGUGUAAGAAUUCAAUGCAAUGUAAAUUAUUAGAUUAGAUACAGUUUUUAUUUUUCGUAAAACGAACAAAAUUUUCGAUUUAUUAUUUAUUUAUUUAAGAGAAAUGAAACUAAUUAUUAUGUACGUUAAUCAUAAGUCCGUAAUGCAUGCAUAAAUAAAACAUGGAUUUAAUUUAAAUAUUAUUUAUUAUUAUUAUUAUAUUUUAUGAAAAUAUUAUUAAUUUAAAAUUUUAAAAUGUAGUUUUUUUUUUAAUAAAAACUUUAGCCCUCCUUAUUUAUAUAGAUGACAAGUUUCUAAUAAACUUAUUUUCCGAGUAGCUAUUGACUUUUUCUUUUGUACUAAUAUCUCACUAAACACUCUAACAGUUAGAUUAGCUUAGUAGGAAGUGUAAAUAUAUAAAUAUUUAUACUUCCUACGACUAUAACUCUUAAUUCUAUUCUAAAUUCUAUUCUCUUGUUAAUCUUCUUUAUUUGAAACUUCUUUAUUUGGAACUUCUUUAUUUUACUAAUAAUUCAUUCGUUAAGAAACAUUGUUUACAAUACUAAUGAAAGACAAUGAUAUCCAUAGAAAUAUAAAACUGUGGUGUGAAUACCGACGCCCUCUUUACAAGUUCCCAAAAUAAACUAAGAUGUAGGAUUUAGGUAUAGGAUGUAAAGAAAUGUAAAGAAUUUCCGUCUCACGUCACACUGUUGGCAACAGAUUGCUUUCCGUAAGAGGUGCCGAACCUGCAUAGUAUAACCCUUUCAGACCCUAGAUUUUUUUUCUUUCAGAUUAAAUAUAUUUUCGUGUUUUGGAGCCAAGCCAUCUUGCCGUCACGCACGAGACCACUGCACCACCUAACCGCUAAAAUAAUUUCUUAUUGGCUGGUUUAGAAUUUCACUAUCAUGUUAUUUCAGCUUCGUGCGUAAAAAUGAAUUGCGCGCGGUUUUAGAAUUGUUUAAAGUUACAACUCACGUCCGUAUCGUUCAGGUCUGAAAGGGAUAGUGGGUUUUAUUUUCGAGUUUUUUUAAUUGUACACAUUGUUCCUUUAUUAAGAGUAGAGUUUGAUUCAUAAUAAAAUUAUAUUUGUCGAAUAUUUAAGGAAUUCUUUAAGAAAUAUGAAUAGAAGAAAUAUUGUAGCAUGUAAUGCAAACAUAAAUAAACAUAGCAUCUUAGAUACCUGUAUAAAUAUUUUAUUGUAUUUUCUAUUUUUAUUUUUAUCAUAUUUUUCUCGUCAUUAAUGAAAUAUUUACAGUAUAUAUAUAUAAAUAAAUUAUGAUUAAACACAAUAAUCAGGUGAAACUUUAUUGAGCUUUUGUUAGUUCCUAUUUCUAAUCUGAUGUAUUUGCAGUAAUGUAUAUAAAACAUAACUUUUAAAUAAUCACAUUUGUAAGUUGAAUAUAUUAAAAAUAUCACAUGUUUUACUCUAUAUUUUAUUUAUUUUUAAACCGCUCAAGUAUAAUAUAGAAUUUGUAUAUAGGGAUCAAGAGUAUAAAAUAGUAUUAAGAAGUUUAAAGAGGCUAACUAGUGUGUGUUGUACAAAGAUUGUUGCUACCUGCAUUCACAUUACGUCCAUAAGUUAUAAAGGUUUACUACACCUUCCGUGGAGGGUAAAUGUAGAAGCCAUGUGUAUGGAAAUCUAAGAUUCCGAAACUAUCCAUUAGAGGCGCAUCUAGAAUUUUUAGUCAAUCACUUAAAUUUAUGUAAAACUCACACUAGAGAAUAUAUAUCCUUGUAAAGUAUUCAGAACUUAUUAAUUAUGAUAUGAGACCUCGUUUAUGUUUGUAGAUUAUAUGUAAUGUAUUAGAUUAGAUUUUAUGUGAAUAAAAAAAAAAAAGAAAUCUUAAUUUAAUAUUGUAUUGAUGUAGUAAAUUAAAUAUAAUUUUAUUGACCGUUCAUCGUUUUAAUUAGUGCCAAAGAGCCUAUCUUUAAAUGUUUACUGCCGGACUCCAUUUAAAACAUACAGUUAUGUCGACUUUAUUCAAACUGAACUGCAUUGGAUUUAAAACUAGCCAACCAAAGUAGCAAUUAAUAUUUCAAAUGGAGUUCAUCUAUAUACACAUAUAUUAAAUACAGUGUAUAUGAGUGACUUUUGUCAUCUUGACAAUUUCCUCAUACUUACCAAGUGUUGUAUUCGUUUCAUUACAUCGUAUCGUUCGCAUGCCCACAUACAUAACUAUGGACUUGAGUAACAAAAUUGUCAACUGAGACAAAAAAGCUUCAACCGUGAUAGCGUAUAUCUAUAUGUGUUAGCAUGCAUAAGUGAUAUUUGUCAUCAUGACAAUUUCGUCAUUUUUUUUAUCAAAUUUGUACAUGUUGGUUAUCAACGUGUACGUAACGUAGGCAACGUAGUUGUAUUCAUGUACACCUAUUAUAAACUGGAUAAGAAUGACGAAAUUGUCACAGUGACAAAUUUCGCUCAUGCCUUUCUUGAUAAAAAAAGCACCUUAAGUAAAUAAAUUUUUAUGAUGAAUUUUUAAAUGUAGACACUUUACUGUUGUUGAUAUUUAAAAAUCUUACAAUUAUAUAAAAAUAUAAAGCGACCUAAUGCUAGGGAUGAAUUUGAUUGGCAGUUUGUAAUAGAAUAAAUUUUCGCCGGCGCAUCAUAAUUGCAUAAAAUGAUAGAGUAAAUUUGUGUAUUUUUAAAUAAACAAAAAAAAGAAACUAUUAAAUACUUAAUUUAGUGUUCAUAAUCUAAUUAUUACAUACAAAUACAUUAUAGUUAAGCUCUUAUAUCGUGUACGCAUGCGACAGAUACAAUUAAAAGAGAUCUCAUACAUUAUAAAUAUCGGAUAUAUGGCUAAUUUUAUAAGAGAGAGUGUGCGGAUUGGUUCAGAAUGUAAUAUUUGUAUUUAAUGUUGUUCAUAACUAUUUGUAGCUAAGGUGUAAGAAAUUACAUAAGUUUCGCCUUGAUCGUUUAACAAACUGUUGUAUAUGUAAUACCGGUGUAAUGACUGAACGGAAUUCUCUUACAUUCUUUUGAAUUUUCCUUUAUUUCCUUGAAUUUUGAACAAUGCUAUGUAUGACAUGAAAUUUGUUUAACACACCAUAUCUUUUUAAAUGGGCGAUAAUGGAAUGGUAACACCUCCUGCGCUAUCGGUUACGCUGGCGGGGCACCAGUGAGAGAUGCUAGGUGAGAACGAAAGCAGGUGAGGAAUUCCACUAAAAUUGAUCACAAUGGUUUUCAGGUGGAGGUCGCGCUGAUUACUAAUAAUCGAUUCCUCCCAAACACACCAUAUCAGCCAAUAAUUGUCCACUGCUGAACAUAGGUCUCUCUCUCUAUGUGGGUGUUUGGUCUGUAGUUGCCACGCUUGGUAGGUGGGUUGACAACCGCAGUUUUUUUUUGUUUGAUGGGUGAAAAUGGUAUGGUAACCCCGUCUGCGCUAACGAGAUACGCUGGCGGAGCACCAGUGAAGGGUGAUAGAUGAGAAUGAAAACAGGUCAGUUAGCCCAUCGUGACGAAUUCAUCAGGAAUUAAUUAUGAUAGUUUCCAGGGAGAAUCGCGAGGAGAUCGAUCUGGUUGGGUAUAUUGCUAGCAAUGGGAUUCUCAGUCUCCAUUACUAACAAUCCCUUUCGUCCCUGACAACGGCAGUUAGGCAUUCGAGAUGUUUUAAGAGGGAUGCUGCUGCCCAUCCCUCUGACCAUUAAUACUUCAACAUAUUAAUGCUGAUUUAGUUUUAUUUAUUAUGUAAUAUUAUGUAAGUAUUUACGCCCCUUACAAAGUGCAAGCUACGUGUUACAGUCAUGAGAUAUCUCUGUUCAGUCAGUAUGCGGCAUACACUAAUAUAUUAUGUAAC